AAGUCGCCAUUUUUCUCCCACUCUCCCCUGUUCCGUGCUGAACUCAACGUUUCAGGCCAUGGAACCUGAGACGAAGCGGGAACAGCCGAUCGCUGUGUUCAUGGCUUUCGGAACUCAAGGCGACGCUUACCCUCUUGCCGCUAUUGCUGCCGCUUUCGCGGCUGAAGUGAUGCACUACCGCGUGUUCUGUAUCACUCACUCAGCACACCAGAAUCUGAGCGCCCAUUUGGCCAAAGAGCGUGUAACCUUUGUACCCGUGUCAUCGCCACCCGUUCUUUCCUUCCAUGAAGAAGACCAGAAUGCAGCGCCAUCUGUUUCUAUGCUGAAGAAGAAAACUAUCACCAUCGACCAUAGACGACAAUGCGUUUCUGCAGUUGAGAGGAUCUUUGGAUUCGAUGAAGUUUUGAGCGGUGAUUUCAUCUUGAUUAACUUCUUUGCAUUGGAGGGAUGGAGCCUUGCGGAACUUUUUCAGGUUCGAUGCAUAGUUGCUGCUCCCUAUGUUGUUCCAUAUAGUGCUCCGGCAUCAUUUGAGAGUCACUUCCAGAAAGAAUUUCCCCAUUUGUAUGAUUACCUCCUAGAAGCUCCCACUGAUAAGGUCUGCUGGAAAGAUGUAAUGCAUUGGAUGUGGCCCCUUUUUACUGAAAGUUGGGGAUCAUGGAGAAGCGAAGCUUUAAGUUUGAGUCCUAUUCCAUUCACGGAUCCUGUAACAGGCCUUCCCACAUGGCAUGAGAGGGCACCAUCUCCUAUUGUUAUGUAUGGAUUUAGUGAAGAAGUUGUCGAAUGUCCUGAUUACUGGCCAUCUAAUAUCCGAAUUAGUGGAUUUUGGUUUCUCCCUGAUGAAUGGCAGUUUUCAUGUCAAAAGUGCUGUGAAGUUGCUGAACUUAACAAGUCUAAGGGCACAAAAACACAGGAUUGUACUUGUUCUUCUCAUGUUCAGUUGCAAGCUUUCGUAAAUGGUGAUGCACUGAUGCGACCUGUAUUUAUUGGGCUGAGCUCCAUAGGAAGGAUGGGCUAUCUCAAAAACCCUCGAUCUUUCCUUAUGGUCCUUCAAGCAGUCACUAGAAUGACAGGUUGCAGAUUUAUUCUUUUCACUGCCAGCUAUGAACCUUUGGAUGCAGCAGUUCAAGCUAUUGCUGCUGAAGAAGCUCCAAGCUUGAACCAGAGAAAUUUUAGUGAAGCUGGGAGGCUCCUAUUUGGUGGACGAGUCUUCUGCUUUUGCGGCUCCAUCCCAUAUAAAUGGCUGUUCCAACAGUGCGCUGCUGCAAUACAUCAUGGAGGAAGUGGAUCGACUGCUGCUGCACUUCAUGCUGGAAUCCCCCAGGUCAUUUGUCCAUUUAUGCUGGAUCAAUUCUACUGGGCUGAGAGGAUGUUCUGGCUUGGAGUGGCUCCUGAAGCACUCAAAAGAUGCCACUUGCUUCCCGAUAACAGUGACGAUGCAUCUAUUAAAGAGGCUGCUAUUAUGUUGUCGAAGUCCUUACAACAUGCACUUGCCAAUGAAGUCAAAGCACGUGCCUUAGAAAUUUCUUCGAAAAUCUCUCUCCAGGAUGGAGUUGCAGAAGCUGUGAAGAUUCUCAAGGAGGUGGUGAAAGAACCUUGAUGCGAUCGAAGUUGAACGAGAGAAAAAUAUCUACUUGGAUGGAGUUAGAUUUUUCCAGUUGCAACUUGCUGCUUCUUCUCAAGCAGGGUAUUUAAUUUCUUAUCGAUACAUUUAUUGCUCCCAUGUAUUCAUGUCUUCUUUUGGAGAAUGGAUCCAAUGUUCGCCCAAAUCAGGGUUCUUCGGCACAUGAUCGAAUUAUGCUAAAAUUUCAUAUAUGGGCAAAACAAGUUCAUACCCC
This is a messenger RNA of Punica granatum (pomegranate), 1835 nucleotides long. Lineage: Eukaryota; Viridiplantae; Streptophyta; Magnoliopsida; Myrtales; Lythraceae. The record is from RefSeq and is a predicted model, not a curated record.